Molecule: messenger RNA, 3498 nt
Organism: Orycteropus afer afer
Lineage: Eukaryota; Metazoa; Chordata; Mammalia; Tubulidentata; Orycteropodidae
Source: RefSeq, a predicted model, not a curated record
AUGGGGCUGAGUGUGAAAGAGGACCCUGCAGACCCCACACACCCUCCCCGGGAUCCCUCGCCCUGGACACGGCAGCCCGGAGGGCCAGGAGGUGGGCAGCCUAACCACCAGUGCUGGACCCAGGCGGGGCUGCUGUGUGCAGAUGAACAGGGCUAUGAGGCUGAUGGCCUGCUGACCGCCAGAGGCCAAGGUGGAGGGCUGCGGUGGGGCAGGACCCCGGCGCCGUGCCAGCCCCGAGAUGGGCACCAGGAGCUGGUGCUGGGUGCUGGCCUGGGUCCUCGUGGCCCCGCUGGUGGCACAGCAGGCAGGCCAACGCCUUUUCCUGAUUCCGCCUUCUUCACUGACUCAGUCAGGGAGGGUGGGGGUCAGCACGAGCCCGUGAAGCCUGGACGGGCUCUCUCCCACCGCGAGAUCCAGGACUUCGUGGAGCCAAGCCGGCUGAGCACAAAGGCCACGGCGGACGCCCAGUCCACACUCUCACCUGCCCGGCACGUGACUUUCAUCCCACCCAUCACUGUGUUGCCCAGUCUGAGCCCCCUGAACCCAGCGCACAAUGGGCGGGUCUGCAGCACGUGGGGCGACUUCCAUUACAAGACCUUCGACGGCGACAUCUUCCGCUUCCCCGGCCUCUGCAACUACGUCCUGGCCUCGCACUGCCGCGCCGCCUAUGAGGACUUCAACAUCCAGGUGCGCCGUGAGCUCAAGGGCGCCAUGCCCACCAUCAGCCGCAUCGUCCUCAAGGUGGAGGGAGUAGUGCUGGAGCUGUCCAAUGGUUCGGUGCUUGUUGACGGGCAGCGAGAGGAGCUGCCCUACAGCCGUGCCGGCAUCCUGGUGGAGCGUGGCAGCAGCUCCCUCAAGAUCAGCGUCCGAAUGGUCUUGACCUUCUUUUGGAAUGAAGAGGACAGUGCACUGCUGGAGCUGGACCCCAAGUACGCCAACCAGACGUGCGGCCUGUGUGGGGACUUCAAUGGCCUCCCUGUGGCCAACGAGUUCUACGCCCACAAUGUCAGGCUGACAGCACUCCAGUUUGGGAACCUGCAGAAGCUGGAUGGGCCCACUGAGCAGUGCCAGGACCCACUGCCCACCCUGGCCACCAACUGCACAGACACAAGAGAAGACAUCUGCCUCCAAACCCUGCUCGGCCCCGCCUUCACCCAGUGCAACAUGCUGGUGGACCCUGGCCCGUACGUGGCCUCCUGUGCCCAGGACCUGUGUCGCUGCCCCAGCUGCCCAUGCUCCACCUUCACCGAGUACUCCCGCCAGUGUGCCCACGCAGGGGGCCAGCCACAGAACUGGAGGACCGCCAACCUCUGCCCCCAGACGUGCCCUGAGGGCAUGCAGCACCUGGAGUGCGGCUCACCCUGCGCCGACACCUGCUCCAACCCUGAGCGUACCCAGCUCUGUGAGGACCACUGUGAGGAUGGCUGCUUCUGUCCUCCAGGCACUGUGCUGGAUGAUGUCACCCACUUGGGCUGCGUGCCCCUGCAGCAGUGCUCCUGCACCCACCUGGGCCGGACCUAUGCCCCGGGGGCUGCCUUCACCACUAGCUGCAGCUCCUGCACUUGCUCCAGGGGACGGUGGCAGUGCAAGGACCUCCCGUGCCCAGGCACCUGCUCUGUCCAGGGGGGCGCCCACAUCUCUACCUACGACGAGAAGCUCUAUGACCUGCACGGGGAUUGCAGCUACAUCCUGUCCAAGAGGUGUGCUGACAGCACCUUCACUGUGCUGGCCGAGCUGCGGAGGUGCGGCCUGACAGACACCGAGAGCUGCCUCAAGUCCGUGGUGCUCAGCCUGCAUGGUGGCGACAUGGUAAUCCGGAUCCAGGGCAACGGUGCUGUGUUUUUGAACUCCAUGUAUGUCCAGCUGCCCAUGUCAGCAGCCAACGUCAAGGUCUUCAGGCCCACAUCCUUCUUCCUGCUCGUGCAGACUGGGCUCGGCCUGCAGCUGCUCGUGCAGCUGGUGCCCUUCAUGCAGGUCUACGUGCAGCUGGACCCGGCCCACCAAGGCCAGACAUGCGGGCUGUGUGGAAACUUCAACCAGAACCAGGCUGACGACUUCACAGCCCUCAGCGGGGUGGUGGAGGGCACGGGUGCUGCCUUUGCCAACACCUGGAAGACCCAGGCCACCUGUCCCAACGCCAAGAACAGCUUCGAGGACCCCUGCUCCCUCAGUGUGGAGAACGAGAACUACGCCCAGCACUGGUGCGCCCUGCUGACCGACCCUGGCGGCGCCUUCGCUCCCUGCCACUCCCUCGUCAACCCUGCAGCCUUCCACUCGAACUGCAUGUUCGACACGUGCAACUGCGAGAAGACCGAGGACUGUCUGUGCGCCGCGCUGUCCGCCUACGUGCGAGCAUGCGCCGCCAAGGGCGUGCUGUUGCGUGGCUGGAGGAACGGCGUCUGCGCCAAGUACAUGGGCAGCUGCCCCAAGUCGCAAGGCUAUGAGUAUGUGGUAGACACCUGCCAGCCCACGUGUCGCGCCCUCAGUGAGGCCGACGCCACCUGUGAUGUCUCCUUCGUGCCUGUGGAUGGCUGCACCUGCCCCUCGGGCACCUACCUGGAUGACACUGGCACGUGUGUGCCCGCCGAGGAGUGCCCCUGCUACCUGCGUGGCACAGUGGUGGCCCCAGGCGAGGUCGUGCACGACAACGGUGUGGUGUGCUCCUGCGUGCAUGGGAAGCUGAGUUGCCUGGGAGCCCUGGAGCAGAGCAGCAUGGGAUGUGUGGCCCCCAUGGUGUACGUGGACUGCCGCAAUGUCUCGGCGGGCGCCCCCGGGGCUGAGUGCCUGCGAAGCUGCCACACUCUUGACGUGGACUGUUACAGCACCCACUGUGUCUCUGGCUGUGUCUGUCCCCCGGGGCUGGUGUCAGAUGGCAACGGGGGGUGCAUUGCCCAGGAGGACUGCCCCUGUGUGCAUAAUGAGGACAUCUACCAGCCCGGAGCCACCAUCAGGGUGGACUGCAACACCUGCACGUGCAGGAACCGAAGGUGGGAGUGCAGCAGCCAGCCCUGCCUGGGCACCUGCGUGGCCUACGGGGACGGGCACUUCAUCACCUUCGAUGGGGAGCGCUACAGUUUCCAAGGCAGCUGCGAGUACACGCUGGCCCAGGACUACUGUGGGGGCGAUGCCACCACCAACAGAACCUUCCGGAUCAUCACCGAGAACAUCCCCUGCGGGACCACUGGUGUCACCUGCUCCAAGGCCAUCAAAAUCUUCCUGGAGGUCCCAUUUCGGUUCCAUCUACGUGAGGGCUCCCAGCAGCUCACCGACAGGGCGUACCACGGGAAAGCCUCAGAUAGCACUCUGCCCACACAUCGCACGCGGGCUCAGACGUGGCCCUGCCAGCACCUGCCGGGCUUAGACAGUGAAGGGACGCCAGGUAAGCCUGAUACUGCUGAGCAGCUGGGGCGGCUUCACACAGCUCGCCAGGGACGAGGGCACGGGGUGGAGCCCAGACCAGGAACGGGGAAAGGCGGGAAGGACGUGAGUGCUGACUGA